Molecule: messenger RNA, 2805 nt
Organism: Daucus carota subsp. sativus
Lineage: Eukaryota; Viridiplantae; Streptophyta; Magnoliopsida; Apiales; Apiaceae
Product: probable methyltransferase PMT24
Exons: 9
Coding region: 218-2635 (805 amino acids)
Cellular component (GO): cytoplasm; trans-Golgi network; endosome
Molecular function (GO): methyltransferase activity
Source: RefSeq, a predicted model, not a curated record
AGGAUAAAGAAGGGAGUAGUAUAAAAUUUGUAAAGAAAUAAACGGCAAGGGUAUAUUUGUGUGAUGUGAUUCAACCCUGUUUCCGCUAAUCUUCCCGAAUCUUUGUCCAUAAGAUCUGAAGCGAAAGAUGAUGAGGUUUUGGAGCUACUAGUUCUCUAGUCAAAUCCAGAAGACCCAGGUGUAUAAUAUAUAGAACAGGAAUUCUUUCGUAUUGAACAUGGCUAUGGGAAAAUACUCCCGAGUUGAUGGGAGGAAGUCUACAAAUUAUUGUUCACCAACCGUUAUUGUGGUGUUUGUUGGUUUUUGUUUGGUUGGGGUUUGGAUGUUGAUGCCAUCAUCUGUUGAUCCUGUUCAACUUACAGAUCUAUCUUCUCGAUAUUCCAAGACAGACUUGUCUUCCCAAGAUUCCAGAGCAGGCUUUUCUUCUCAGGAUUCCAAAGAAGACAUCAGAGUAGAGGCCGAAGACAAAUUUUCCAGCCAAUCUGAAAAUAGCUCCGGGGGCCAAGAAGAAGUUGCAACAAAAGUAGUGAGCAAACCUAUAAAAUCGGAGGAUGCAAGUAAUUCUGAUGUCAGAGAGUCUGAGAAUUGGUCUGAGAAGGAGUCUGACAAUAAUGUGGUGGAAACCCAGGAGGAAAAGGCUGUUGGGGAGAGUUCUGGAGGAAUCCCUACAGGUGAAGGGGAUUCAAAAGUAGAUGAUGGAACUUCAGAUAACGAAGAAGCAAAUUCAGAAGGCAAAGAAUCAAAUAUUAGUACCGAAACAAAUGACAAUGCUCAAACUGAACCUGAAAACGAAAACAGUAAGAAUGAAUCAAACCCAAAUGAGGGUAUUCAGAGGUCACAGACUGAGGAAAGUGUGGAGAAACCAAAAAAGAUGGCAGACGAAAAGGCACGCGUGGAGAUUUCCACUGGGGAUCAGUCUGAGAUUCUAAAGGAAACUACCACAGAGAGUGGGGCUUGGUCUACUCAAGUUGCCGAGUCAGAAAGUGAAAAGAAAUUAGAAAAGCAUAAAUCACUGAAGGAUGCUAGUGACUACAGAUGGAAAGUUUGUAAUGUUACUGCCGGUCCAGAUUAUAUUCCAUGUCUUGACAAUUUGCGGGCUAUUAGGAAACUUCCACAGAGGGACCACUAUCAACAUCGUGAAAGACAUUGCCCGGAUGAAGCCCCGACCUGCCUCGUGCCUCUUCCUGAAGGCUACAAACAGUCAAUCAAGUGGCCAAAAAGCAGAGAGCAGAUUUGGUACUAUAAUGUACCCCACACCAAGCUCGCAGAGGUUAAAGGGCAUCAAAAUUGGGUGAAAGUUGAUGGUGAUCACCUCACUUUCCCUGGUGGAGGGACUCAAUUUAUACAUGGCGCUCUUCAUUACAUUGACUUCAUUCAGCAAGCCCUUCCUGAUAUUGGUUGGGGUAAAAGGAGUCGUGUUAUAUUGGAUGUUGGUUGUGGAGUGGCCAGCUUGGGAGGUUAUCUUUUUGACAGAGAUGUCCUUACCAUGUCAUUUGCUCCCAAGGAUGAGCAUGAAGCUCAAGUGCAGUUCGCACUUGAAAGAGGGAUCCCUGCUAUAUCAGCUGUAAUGGGUACCAAGAGACUGCCCUUCCCGAGUAAAGUCUUUGAUAUUGUCCAUUGUGCACGUUGUAGAGUCCCUUGGCACAUUGACGGUGGGAAACUUCUUUUGGAGCUUAACCGUGUUUUGCGGCCUGGUGGCUACUUUGUGUGGUCUGCUACUCCAGUUUACAGAAAGGAUACCGAAAAUGCUGGCAUAUGGAAAGCUAUGUCUGAGCUCACAAAGUCCAUGUGCUGGGACCUGGUCAAAAUUAGCCGUGAUAAGUUAAAUGGUGUAGCAGCAGCAAUAUACAGAAAACCAGUUACCAAUGCCUGCUAUGAGCAAAGAUCACUAAAUGAACCACCACUCUGCAAUGAAUCUGAUGAGCCAGAUGCAGUCUGGAAUGUGGAACUUCAAGCAUGCAUGCACAAAGUGCCGGAAAAUGUGGCAGAACGUGGUAACCAGUGGCCUCAGCAAUGGCCACAAAGGUUGGAGAGUGCACCGUCCUGGUUAAGUAGUUCUGCAAUUGGAGUAUAUGGAAAAGCGGCCCCAGAGGACUUCGCUGCUGACUAUGAGCACUGGAAACGUGUCGUCUCUGCAUCAUAUUUGACUGGUUUGGGGAUUGACUGGUCUCUGGUGAGGAAUGUCAUGGAUAUGAAGGCUGUGUAUGGAGGAUUUGCUGCGGCCCUAAAAGACGUAAAAGUGUGGGUAAUGAACGUUGUACCAAUAACUUCUUCAGACACUCUUCCAAUAAUAUAUGAACGGGGCCUAUUUGGUAUGUAUCAUGAUUGGUGUGAAUCAUUCAGCACAUACCCUAGAACAUAUGAUCUUGUUCAUGCAGAUCAUCUUUUUUCCGAUCUCAAGAAGAGGUGCAAGUUAGUGGGUAUAAUUGCAGAAGUAGAUAGAAUCUUAAGGCCUAAAGGAAUACUAAUUGUACGGGACAAUGUAGAGACAAUAAACGAGAUAGAGAACAUGGCCAAGUCUCUUCAAUGGAAGAUCCAGUUUACUUACUCAAAAGACAAUCAAAGCUUGCUGUGUGUACAGAAGUCGUUUUGGCGUCCCACAGAGGUAGAGACAAUAUCGUCAGCAAUUGCAUAGGAACAAUACAUAUUGUCAAGUUGAACAUGUCUGAAAUAGGUAUCUUUUUGUUUCCUCCACACUUACAUUCACAGAUGCAACAGAAAUAGUUUCUAUACAUAUUUCCCAUUAUGUUCAUAAUUUAUUAGAAUGAGUUGAUUCAUUCCUUAUAACAUUUUAAAUUUAAUCUA